AUGGCGAGAACUCAAGUGACCUCAGUUUUGUGUUUGUACCCGUUAUUAUUAACAAGUAUGACUACAUUCUGUGCGAACCUUGACGGUAGCAGCAAAACAGGCCAGACUGGUGUAAGUGUUGGAUAACAAUGUACAUAUUGCAGAUCUUUAAAGCAAUUUCUGCGAUGGCAGAUUCCCGCAGUUGUUAUGGGAAGCUUCCUUAAACAAUAGCAUUAUAAAGAGAUAAAUAAAACAUUUGUGUAAUGAGGGUUCGAUCCGUUUCACUCUUUUCAAUUGUAUCACCAGUCUACUCGCCUAUGUUAUGGCGGCAUUCCAGGCAUACAUGGCAAGCCAGGUACGCCUGGGCCACCAGGCCGCGACGGCCGUGACGGACGAGACGGAGCCAAAGGAGACCAGGGAAUUGCGGGGAUUGUUGGCCCCCAGGGUCUUCCUGGUGUCAUAGGUCCCGCUGGUGCAACUGGAAAGGAUGGUGCUAAGGGAGAACUUGGCGCCCAGGGUCCUCCCGGUCAAAAGGGGGAGCGCGGAGAGCCUGGAAAUCCCGGUAUGAUGCCUUUCAAGAACUGGAAAGAGUGUGCUUGGAAAAACGUGAACGAUGACAGAGACAAUGGAUUAAUCAAGGUCUGUGUUAUGAUCAUCUAUGGUGAUGGUGUCUAUGGCAUGUUGGUGUCACUCGAGUAUCAGCCCCCCCCCCCCCCCCCCCCCCCCCCCCCCCCCCCCAAAACACCAAAACCUCCCAACAACAUAAAUAAAAAAAAAGAUAGACAAUUAGAAUAUAUAAAAACAAAACAAAAAAAUCAAACCCAAAAAUAUACCGUAUUUUUGUUGAACAUAAAAAAAAAAAAAAAAAAAACCCGGAUGGGGGCUUUUAAAGACUGGGAAGAGGGGGUUUUGGAAAACGGGAGAACUGGAAGAGAAAUAGGGUGUAUAAAGGGUUUUGUGUAGAUCGUGUAUGGGGUGGGGGUCUAUGGCCCGUUUGUGUCACUCUGGGAUAAGCCCCCGCCCCCCCCCCCCCCCCCCCCUCUUUCAGAAAAAAAACCCUAUUUUGCGGAAAAAUUUGCAUAAAUGGCAAGUUGUCGUCAGUAAUAUUCAAAGUAAUCACCUACAUCCUGAAACUGUCCUUUACCGUUUAUCGAAGUAGAAGUAAUAAAAGCAGUAAGAUAGACAAAUAAAAAAAAUUAAUUAAUAGAUAAAUCAUCACACAUAAACAGAUAAAUCAACUUAGUAUUGGCGAAUGUACACUGUGGUUUUUCGUCAACAAUUCCGAAUCGAAUUGAAUUUGAAAUUGUUCGUUUUUGAGGACAGGAGAAAAACCGAAGUGUCAGAAAAAAACGUCUCAGGGCAAGGGUGGAAACCAAAAACAAACUUAAGCAAAAUAUGCCUUGGCGCCACUUCAGAGGGGUUCGAGUCUAGGCCGCAUUGGUCUGAGGCGAAUGCUCUCACCACUUUACCACCCUUGCUGACCCUCUGAAUUAUUUCCUUUUUACAGCAAUACAGCAGAUCUGUAUGAGUAUUUACAAUGGUGAGACGAAAGCGAGCCAUUGUAAAUGUCCAUACAAAUUGGGCCCGAAUAUUGUAUCGAAAUGAAACGAUAAGUGAAGAUCUGAAUCAAAAGUGAGUGAAUUCUAAUAGCUGGCCAAUAGUUUCAAAUGUUUAAUCUCCUUUUUAUAAUUUAUCAUCCCACUUGAUUUGUAUCAAGAUCAACAGAGGCAUGCAAAUCAAAUAAUACCUUUUGGUUGAUCACAACUUUGAGGUAUAAUUAAUAUCUUUGAACAAUCUUUUUUUUUUUUAUCACGCAGGAAUGUUUGUUUACCAAAAACUUCUCUGAAACAGCUCUUCGAGUGGUCUGGGUUGGUACUUUAAGAAUAGCUGGUUGUGUAAACUGUUGCAAGCGGUGGUACUUCACUUUCAAUGGCGCCGAAUGCUCAGGUCCACUCCCCAUCGACGGUGUUGUCUACUUAAGCAUCAAAAAUGAAAAUCCUCACCGGGUCCGUCAACUCGAGGGACACUGUAACAACAUUCACCAGGGGAGGGUGCGAGUUGGAUUUAGCGUCGGUAACUGUGUCGGAUAUUCCGGAAGCGUCGACGCAUACACAGGUUGGAAUUCCGUCUCCCGCAUCAUAAUCGAAGAAGUUCCCAAGGCUCAGACUUAG
Molecule: messenger RNA, 2150 nt
Organism: Porites evermanni
Lineage: Eukaryota; Metazoa; Cnidaria; Anthozoa; Scleractinia; Poritidae
Source: the annotation of a GenBank genome assembly